Alexandromys fortis (reed vole) is the source of this 4993-nucleotide messenger RNA. RefSeq names its product dickkopf WNT signaling pathway inhibitor 3 (gene Dkk3). Gene Ontology annotation, molecular function: co-receptor binding; receptor antagonist activity. Bases 24 to 1070 code for a protein of 348 amino acids. NCBI's taxonomy places the organism in Eukaryota, Metazoa, Chordata, Mammalia, Rodentia, Cricetidae. The transcript has 7 exons. Gene Ontology annotation, cellular component: extracellular region. Gene Ontology annotation, biological process: multicellular organism development; negative regulation of canonical Wnt signaling pathway. The record is from RefSeq and is a predicted model, not a curated record.
GCUGAGGCCAGCGCCGAACAAACAUGCAGCGACUCAGGGACGUUUUGCUGUGUCUGCUGCUGGCUGCCGCUGUCCCCACCGCCCCGGCUCCUGCCCCGACGGCGACGGGGACUCCAGUGGAGCCGGGUCCGGCUCUCAGCUACCCGCAGGAGGAAGCUACGCUCAAUGAGAUGUUCCGAGAGGUGGAGGAGCUGAUGGAAGACACGCAGCACAAACUGCGCAGCGCGGUGGAGGAGAUGGAGGCAGAAGAAGCAGCUGCGAGAACAUCCUCUGAGGUGAACCUGUCAAGUUUACCUGCCAACUAUCACAACGAGACCAACACGGACACCAGGGUCGGCAAUAACACCAUCCAUACGCACCGAGAAAUUCACAAGAUAACCGACAAUCAGACCGGACAGAUGGACUUUUCUGAGACAGUCAUUACUUCGGUGGGGGAUGAGGAAGGCAAGAGGAGCCACGAAUGCAUCAUUGAUGAGGACUGUGGGCCCACCAGGUACUGCCAGUUCUCCAGCUUCCGGUACACCUGCCAGCCGUGCCGGGACCAGCAGAUGCUGUGCACCCGAGACAGCGAGUGCUGUGGAGACCAGCUGUGUGUCUGGGGUCACUGUACCAAAAAGGCCACCAAGGGUAGCAACGGGACCAUCUGUGACAACCAGAGGGAUUGCCAACCUGGUCUGUGCUGUGCCUUCCAAAGAGGCCUGCUGUUCCCCGUGUGCACAUUCCUGCCUGUGGAGGGGGAGCUCUGCCAUGACCCUGCCAGCCAGCUGCUGGACCUCAUCACCUGGGAACUGGAGCCUGAAGGCGCUUUGGACCGAUGCCCCUGUGCCAGUGGACUCCUCUGCCAGCCUCAGAGCCACAGUCUGGUGUACGUGUGCAAGGCAGCCUUCAUCGGUAGCCACGACCAAAAUGAGGAGAGUCUGCUGCCCAGGGAGACCCCUGAUGAGUAUGAAGAUGGCGGCUUCAUAGGGGAGGUGCGCCAGGAGCUGGAGAACCUGGAGCAGAGCCUGGCCCAGGAGAUGGCGUUUGGGGAGCCUGCCCCUGCGGAGUCCCUGGGUGGGGAGGAGAUUUAGACUCAGACCCAGCUGAGCUGCUGGUAGAUGUGCAAUAGACAUGACUAAUGUAUUUCCCCGGAGUGUCCCCUAGGUGUGGGGCUGGCCAGGCAUUCUCCAGAGCUCCUUCCCGGUAGCUUUUUCCCUGGCUUGACGAGGUGCAGCGCAAGUACAUUUGUUCCAGCUGCCCCGCUGCUCUGGGGCUGGGAGAGACUGAUGGGGUGGGGGAGGGCAAAGGCGAGCCACCCCACACCAUGGCCAGAUGUUCUGUUUUGUUCAGAUUUGAUUGAAAGGAGAAGACAGAAAGGGGUAAAGUCUGCCCAUGGUCGGCCCGGGGGAGAUAUGGAGGAGGGUGCCUGCCCUGCAAACAAGGACCUGGCAAAAUGUAGCCAUUGCGUUUGUACUGUGUCCCUUCUGUGGGCCAAGGCUGUUCUUGUGGCCUCCCACACCUUCAUCCCUCCACCCUCUCUUUUUGCUCCUCUUACCUCACUGUCAGCAUGCCCUUCACAUCCGCUCAGUCCACCCCGCGCAGCUUGGGAGCAAACCAGAGUGGGUUUCUCACCAAGCCCCUUGUUCUCUCACUCCCCCCCAUACCAGCCUUGGUGCCCCCAACAGUACUUCCAAAAGGAGGGGAGUGAAAUCCUUUUCUUCUUUUCUUUCUUUUUUUCCUUCCUUCCUUCCUUCCUUCCUUCCUUCCUUCCUUCCUUCCUUCCUUCCUUCCUUCCUUCCUUCCUUCCUUUCUUCCUUCCUUUCUUUCGCACCUGGAACUAAAGCCAGGCCAGUUUGCACAUCCCUCUAAGGUUAGAAGUAACAGCGUGGAGGCCAGUGGUAUGGACACUGCCCUCUGCCAUUUGCUUCAAUAACUCCGAAAAGUCAGUAAUUGGAGGGCCGUUUGUGUAAAUUAAUUCACAGGAAGGACAUUUGGGUAAUUGCAGGGCCAGGGUUAUAAAUGAAAUUUGCAGUCGUUUAGCCACAAGGGAAGGCCUUUCUCAAUGGCACAGAGAAAUCAGAAGCCAGCCAGGCUGUGUGAAGUACGGCUGUGAUGUCCGGACAGAAGCUGGGCUGGGCGUUGGGUCUCAGAUCGCUGUGUUAGGUGCCAGGAACUGUUUCCAUCCUGUCCUCAUCCAGAGUGAUUCAGCUUUAGAGCUGCGCCCAGUUGUCGAAGCAUGCUUUUGUCUGAGUUUUAAAUUAUGUAUAAGCACAUGCAUUGCGCUCAAAGAUCAUGCAUAAAUUACUUUAGCUACUGUUUGAUAAUUCUUGGGCUCCUUCCCCCCCCUCCCCCUUUGGCUUUCAAUAAAUAUACCCCCCCUUCAUCCAGAACAAUAAAAUAAAACAAUCUGUGGUAUAAAGAGACGAAAAGUCUUUCCAUAGAGGCAGAUUUUCCAGGCAUAUGUGGUUCUCUUCUGGACUCUGUUGGAACAUUUAUCCUUGUCUGGAUGGGAAUGAGUUUUAGGAGAGCAAACUCCUUGCCAUCUUCCGAAGUAAGUCGUCUCUUGGAGGCGCCUUGUCAUCAGAGGCAAUUCUGGGCUUGGGCAGGAUGGGCACGCUAAUGAAAUACCUGAGGCAAUCAAUUUAUGUAUUUAAAAAAGCUUAUUUGUGUUCCCUGUUUUGGGUGUCAGUUGAGUGGUGGGGCAGCACAGCAUGGGGGGGCAUGUGGUAGAGUCAGGCUGCUCCCAGGGAGAGAGGGGGAAACACCCAGUCCUCCCCCAGGACCGGGGCCCUCUCACGAGGCCCCACCCGGUACGGGCGCCAGGCUCUGCCACAUUGGUCUUAGCUACUCUACUGGUGCUGACAAGAGCUCCCUGAAGGGUGAGGGUUCAUUUUGUAGCAGGUGAGGCACAGGGGUAGAGUGUGGGGCUGCUUCCCACAGUUCUGAGGACCAGGGGGCAGAGAAAGGGUAAUGCUAGGACUCAGCUUUUUCCUUUCUCCCCUUUCAUUUAUUCUGGGACCCCAGCCCAUGGAAUGGUGCCACCCCAUCCAAAAGGGUGAGUUUCCUUCCUCAGCUGGAACUCUCUGGGAACUCCUUGCCUCAUAGACAGGUACAGAGGGUGUCUCCUAAAUGAUUCAAAAACCCAUUUGGUUCCAAGACACAGAAGGGCUAUGUAAUAACUUUUCCACAUAACACCUUUGCCAUCUAAAAGACUUUAAAUCUCUAAUCUGAAGAUAUCACAGUAAAGAAAUAUAAACAUUUAGAAAAACAGUAAAUAUAAGUACUUGCUAGUUACCUGUGUCCACAGUAUGGGUCCAUUUGUCACUAAAACCUGUGCUGGUUAAAUUUUGCUGUGUUUAAUCUGGUAUGCUGAAAUCCUAUGGUUUUAGCUACAAAUGAGAAGAUUCAGAAUAAAUGAACAACAUAUUAAAAAAAAACCCUACACAGGCCGAUAAAGAAGAUUGCUGUAGCCUCCCAGUAGUGCCGUGGGGAACAAGCCUUUAACCAAUGGGUCUUCGGGCAGGGAGAUAGUUUACCUAGUCCAUAACAGAGCUGGGACACACCAAGCUCUUUAAGGACUAGAUUAUAUUUAGGUCAACAGGGCAGCAGGCGCGGACUCUCUGAAUUCCGUAUAGCAGAUGACAGAAUGGGGCUUCAGAGAGGUGGAGGAGGGAGAAGGUAGGCGAAAUGGCUUCAAGGGGGCACUGAUUCUUUUACUGUCAAACAUGGAGGUGUUUUUUAUUCGAUGGCAACUUACCAGGGCCCCUUAACUCCUGGGUCACCCGGCAGCUACGUGUGAAGGCUUGCUCAGAGCAAGGUUUGGAUGUUCCCAGAUGAGACUCUCUGCUCUGAAAUCAUGUCGAUAAAAGACGGGACACAAACAGCUGAGCGCUAGAGGAGCCCCAGCGGAGGGCUUAGCUUAGAGGGCCGCCAUGAAAGGGAAGGACAAGGUUACAGGGUGAGGUGACUUAAAGGGGAAAUGGAUGAGAUUCUUGAUGGAUAGGAUGACUGGAAGCUAAGGCAAGCGUGAGGAAAUGCGUAGAGAUGAGUCUGAAAAUGGUUUCAUUGAAAACAAACAAAAAAGCCUGUUUGGUACCCACCAUGUAUCAAGUCCCCUUCCCAGAGCUAAGCACCCUAUGAAAGGCCCGAAUGCUCAGCCGAGAAGACCGCACCUCACCAUUGUUCCUGGACCAUGGGAAGAGCUGAGCUGAGUGCCGCUCUCCCUGGCUGCCUGAUCUUUUCUUGGAUUUGGUUCCUGCCAGGGAAACAGCAGCAGAAGCUACCAUUCAGCUCCUUAGCAGUGAGCCCAGCAAAGGACCAGGACAGGUGCUUAGGAUGUGGCAUUGGCUUCAAGGCCCUCUGAGGAAGCUGGGAGCUGUCAGGCUGCCUUCCUCCCCCCACCCCUCCCCAGCCUUCAGCUAGUACUCACUUCUUAACUUCUGUUAGUUUGACAAUCCUUGACCCAUGGCCCCUGUAUGACUUUUAUUAUUUCUGUGGCUAUAAAUAUCUGACAAGAACAACUUAAGGGAGGAGUUUAGAGUUCAAAGGGAUUGUCCACAACGGUGGCAGGAGUGGAGAUGACUGUUCGUGUGACUUUCCUACCAGGAAGCAGAGCGCAUGGGAAGUGGGGCGAUCUCAAGGCCCACCUCCAGUGGCCCACUUCUGCCAGCAAGGCUCCACUUCCCUGAUGGUCCACAACCUUCAGAGACUGCUGCACACUGAGCACCAGCUGUUCAAAGACAAGUGGGUGCUGAUGGUGGUUGUUUGAUGAGAAAUGUCCCCUUUAGUCUUAGACACUUGAACACUUAGUCCCCAGUUGGUGAUGCUGUUUUGGGGAGGGUUAGGCAAUGCAGCCGUGGCGGAGGAGGUGUGUCACUGGGGGCAGGCUUUGUCUGCCUUGAUUCUCUGCUUCCCAUGUGGGUUCAACGAGUGCCUCAGCUUCCUGGUUCUGCACCAUGCCACUCUACAGUCAUGGACGCCAACUGGAAGUCAAAAUAAACUCAAGUUGCCUUUG